AUGGUCUCAACCAGCAUUCCCGCUCCUACUCGUGGAGCACAAUGGGUAUCCUCUGAACUAGGUCAACAUUUUGUCAGCCCAAAGAAACCCAGGGACAAGAAGAAAACUCAGAAACAUGUCGAGUUACCUGGCGUGCAAGCCAAACACCAUCAACUGCAAGCUCGUAUGCACCAACUGAUGGGACCAGAGCCCAAACAGACCGAAGUUCAUGCUGCAGUCGAAACCAUCUCUCAGGCUGAUGCCUUCGCCGACAUUCACAUUCCUGAUCCAGACUUCGAAAUCUCAUCAGAACCCCCCUUUGACGUACCUGCAGAAGAGUCUCAAACUAAAUGUCGCAUUUUGCCUGAUAAGGCCACUGAUUCGUUGUACAGCAGCUGGCAAACACUAAUACCCUCCCUUGCCAAACCUCACCUCAAAUAUUCUGAGCGAACGUUAGCGACAGCACUGGACAUCACCCCCAAUGUUAUCUCUGCAUGCGCCACACUUUCGUGCCCUCAAAAGCACACAUCAAUCACGUGUUUGUUUUUUGACAUCCUACUUCACCAUGGGCUGUUUCUGACUGCUCCCUCCCAGCCUCGUAUGGCUGUCUCCGUCGAACUACUAUUGUUCUAUCGGGCACUUUUUGAACGGUCUUGUGAUGCCAUUAAUGCCUUAGUGUUGGCUCUCAAGACCCACUACUCUUGCAGAGGCCUGGGCCAUGCCAUACAAUGGUAUGACAUUCUUCAAGUCCGAAUAGAACAUCAAGUUGAAGAAACCCUGCAGAAUAGCUGUGACCGGGUGGUGGCCCUUCGUUCUCAAACAGAGGAUCACGUCUCAACCUCGAUACCUUUGUCUACCCUACAUAGAGGCCAGUGCGCACCCAUACUUAUUCAAAGGUGUCCUGCAUGUUUCAGUGGGACGAUGUUUGGGAAACCUACCACUGAAGGAGGAGAUAUUCACACUGCCACAGACGGCAACUUCCACCACCGCCAUCGGCGUGCAGUGGGGAAUUGCCCCCACUUUUAUGAUCCUACUUAUUUCCUUUUGAAAGAGUACGUUGAUGGUGUUGGCUGCCGCAUCGAGGCUCAACAUAAGAGGCCUGCCAAGUCACCUGUACCCCUUGUUCCCGACGAGGCUAUCGACCAGUGUGAAACAGCUUACGAAGCAGCCGACAACAAAAAACACAAGGUGGCAAUGGAUAGUUUUGACGAUACUGGUAUCAUGGCGCUCAUAUGUCGUCAUGACAUCCCUCUGUUUUUUGCUAAUAUUGAUUCUCCAGGAGAACAGCAAAAAUACUCAAUCGCCCUCCUAGAACAUUUGUUCUCGUUGAUCCCACCUUAUGCUAUGGUCAUAGCAUUGUACGAUGUCGGAUGUGUCCUUGCCCAAUCCCUUAGCAAGUACAACAUUCUCCCUGGCAGUAUCGUUUCACGUUUGUGCUUGGCAACCACUGCCAUGCAUGCCUAUGGGCAUGAAUGGGCAUGUCAGCUAGUGCACAACCCACAAAUGUGCAUUGGGCUGGGUCUUUCAGAUGGAGAAGGGACCGAGAGGCUGUGGUCUCGCUUUGUGUGCCUAAUCGGCAUUGAAAGGUCAUCAUUGUGUCAGCGCCAUUUGUGGCUCAUCGACUGUCAGGCUGUGGCCAUAGGAUCCAAAAUGCAAUCCGACUUAGGUGAUUGGAUACGACAAUGCCUGAAGCGUGGUAUUCACAACCAAGGAACUGCUGCUCAAGAUGUUCUAGAUCGGUGCGAACUUUCUGUCGAGGAUCUGGAGUCAGAAUGGUCUCAACAACGAAGCUUGCAGCUCUCUGAGUUAGAUACUGUUUUGACCCUGCAGGCUGAUCUCAAUAUCUCUGAUACCGCACUACAAUCCACCAGGCUCAUGCUUGAGAAAGGAGCUGCCUCACAAGACACUCUCAAGGCUCUCAAGAAAGGCCAUGAACGCCUUAUGGGCAAAGUCGAAGUUUUAUAUGCAUCCCUCAAUAUUCACGACCAAUUCCCUGAACUCGAAGGUAUCAAUUUGGACUUUGUUCAGCUUCUUCUGAUGGCACGUGACUUGAAAAUGAACAUCCGUAGACGGGCAAUCGCGAGUUUUUUUGAGUGGGACAAAUUGGACCGUGCGGUCGGUGGUGCUCAGCAGGCGUUAGGUACAAAACUACAUCAACAAACCCGAAAAGCGAUUGCGAAACAUCAACCAGCCCUGUUGACUGCGCUCAGGCAGUUCAAUACUUAUUGUGAGCAGUUAGAAGCAUUAUAUGACUCUUCUUGGGGUAUUCCUUUACCUAGUCCUCUCCCAACCAAACUCACAGAGCUACGCAGUGAUCCCCAUCUAAUGGAAGACGUCUGGAUUACGCCAUCAAUGGGACAAGUCCCUCGAUGGUUAGAAGAUGCUGAUGUUAGAGACGGCAUCCAUGCACUUCUGAAACAUGUGCACUGCCAAGAAGAACAGAAGCGACUUGGUGUCAAGGUGGAUAACCUCUGCCAUUUCUUUGGGGAAGAACUUGCUGCACUCAAGCUUGCACUCUGUACACCAGGAUGCGAACUUAUAUCUGUCUUGCUGAGACAGCGCCGCAACCAAUUACUCAGACUUCAAACCCACUGGGCGAACCCAUUAGCCUCUGCGCUUCGCUUUACGUCUCGUGCCAAGGAUGCGCUGGAGAUUGCCAUCACCCUUUCUGGUAGCGCUCAAAUGCCGAACAUGCAUUGGCUCAGCACUACAUUACUGGAAGUACCCGAUCUUGAGGGAGAAGUCAAUGAUGCCGCAGAGGUUGCUGAGCCUCAUGACCUGCCAGUAGUUGAAUCUGAGCAUGCCGCUCUGGCAGACAUUCUUGAGGGUGAUUUGGGCAGAGAGGAGGUUGUAUUCAAUUCAAUGGAUUAUGUCAAUGACACUCAUGCUGUCAUCGUGUGGGAGGCUCCCGAGGCUGCACUAAUAGAUCACACCUAUGUCCCACGUGAGGAGGAGCAUACCAUCAUUCCAGGAAUAGUUGCCGAAAGGAAUUACCCUUCACGAGAUGGAUACCCUCCUCAAAUCUUUGAACUGAAGGACAUCACCUUGCUUGCCUCACCAACAGCAUGUCUUAACGAUACUUGUAUCAAUGGGUGCACCAUUUUGCAGUUUUCUAAACUGAAAAGUGUCGUCACUGGCCAUUGCGCUUCGUUGACAACCCACGAUCUCCCUCGGAUUCGAUAUAAUGCAUCAGAUGACAUUCUGUGGCGUAACAUAUCAUACACAUGUUACUGGGAGAAAGAUAUUUGGAUUCUUCCUAUCCAUUGUCCCUCUAAUAUUGGCCAUUGGGUCUUAUGCGUUAUUCGCCUCUCCAGCAAAGAAUUGCACCUCUUUGAUAGUCUAGCUGAGAGAAAACCUUGGAAAAAUGAUGUCAAGCUGAUUGCUCGUCUCCUUGCCAUUGCACGUCAACGGCGUCAUCACAUCGCAACAGAACUUGACGGAUGGACAGCUUAUGACUGUGGAGUAUGGGUAUUGGCAUCAAUUGCUGCUGUCUUACGAGGACAUCAUGUCACAGGACUCCAUGAGGAUGAUAUGUGCCACCUUCGGCAUCAUCUACGAGCUCUCGUUCUUUCUAUACCAUGCUUCUAG
Molecule: messenger RNA, 3567 nt
Organism: Suillus paluster
Lineage: Eukaryota; Fungi; Basidiomycota; Agaricomycetes; Boletales; Suillaceae
Exons: 11
Coding region: 1-3567 (1188 amino acids)
Biological process (GO): proteolysis
Molecular function (GO): cysteine-type peptidase activity
Source: RefSeq, a predicted model, not a curated record